AUUGCCGCGUCACUGAUUGUACGCAUACGCGCCUCUUUGGGAAUCAUGCCGCCACCACGAAAACCCGCGACAGGAGCGGCCUCAAAGGAGGAAAAUAUAUACAUCCCGUCCUUCAUCAGCAAGCGGCCGUUCUAUGCAGGCGAGGAAGGAGAUGACAACGACUACCUGAAGCAUCAGCGUCGAGAGGAGAAGAACGAGAAAUCGCAAUGGUACGACCGCGGGAAGAAGGCUGGGCCGGCCGCGACGAAAUACCGAAAGGGCGCAUGCGAGAACUGUGGAUCAAUGACGCACAAGGCCAAAGACUGUCUGAGCCGACCGAGAGCAAAGGGUGCCAAGUGGACGGGCAAGGAUAUCCAGGCGGACGAAGUCGUUCAGGAGGUCAAGCUGGGAUGGGAUGCUAAACGAGACCGCUGGAACGGGUACGACGCUAGGGAGUAUCGAAGAGUGAUCGAGGACUACAAUCAGAUGGAGGAGCUGCGGAAACAGGCAAAGACCACUUCCAACGGCGACGAUGACGAGGAAGGGAAAGAUGACGGUGAUAAGUACGCGGAAGAAAACGACAUGAGCAAGCAUCAGAGUACGGCAACAAGGCAGCUCAGGAUACGAGAAGACACGGCCAAAUACCUCCUCAAUCUCGACCUUGAGUCUGCAAAAUAUGACCCCAAAACCAGAGCCCUGGUCAAUGCCGGCGCAACGGCGGACAAGGCGGCUGAUGUGUUUGCUGAAGAAGGGUUCAUGAGAUCCUCUGGCGACGCCGGCGAAUUCGAGAAGGCGCAGCGGUAUGCGUGGGAAGUACAAGAGAAGAGCGGCGAUACCUCGCAGCACCUGCAGGCUAACCCAACAGCCGGUGCCUUUUAUCGAAAGAAGCAAGCAGAAGAGGCCGAGAAAAGGCGCCUGGAACGGGAACGGCAGCUACUGGACAAAUACGGAGGCGAUGGACAGAAAGUGAUGCCUGCUGCGCUGCGAAAUCUGGCCAUGGCGGAGUCAGAAACGUUUGUCGAAUACGAUGAGGCCGGCCUGAUCAAAGGUGCACCGCUGAGAAGUGCAAAGUCCAAAUACACAGAGGAUACCCUGAUCAACAAUCAUACCUCGGUUUGGGGCAGCUGGUGGUCAAACUUCAAAUGGGGCUACGCAUGUUGUCACUCGUUCAUCAAGAACAGCUACUGUACCGGCGAGGAAGGCAAGGGGGCAUGGGAAGCUGCCGAGCGUCAACGAUACGCUGCCCCUGCAUUGGAACAGGAGACUGAACCAAUGACUGCGGACAACGAGGAGCCCGAGUCAGCAACGGACUCUCAGGCCACAAGGUCCAAGAAGCGUACGCAAGCGGAGAUGAAUGGUAUGGGUGUUUCGGAAGCUGAAAUGGACGAAUAUCGCCGAAAGAAAACCGUCGCUCAAGAUCCGAUGGCAAAGCUACUGGGCAGAGACGAACUCUUGGGUUGAGCCGUUGAGUGUACGCAUGCGCCUCUAUCAGGGCCAUUGAUACAUAGUUUCCGUCACAUAGGCAUUGGCGAACUUUAGGUAAAAUUACGUUUCGUGUUUUUUUGUGAUUUUUGAAAUCAUUUCAUUGAGUCCUUUGGCCAACGCCGAAAGCUAGAGGAGAAACCCUUUUUAUUCCCUGCCAGUGAUAUCCCUCAGUGGUGCACCAGCUCCGUAUGCAGGAGAGGCAUUAGCACAUAUAUACGGUGCGCAUUUACUCGUCAUCCUCCUCCUCCUCACCCUCCUC
Molecule: messenger RNA, 1723 nt
Organism: Trichoderma citrinoviride
Lineage: Eukaryota; Fungi; Ascomycota; Sordariomycetes; Hypocreales; Hypocreaceae
Exons: 4
Coding region: 46-1440 (464 amino acids)
Biological process (GO): mRNA splicing, via spliceosome
Cellular component (GO): spliceosomal complex
Molecular function (GO): pre-mRNA 3'-splice site binding
Source: RefSeq, a predicted model, not a curated record